This is a messenger RNA of Closterium sp. NIES-67, 644 nucleotides long. Lineage: Eukaryota; Viridiplantae; Streptophyta; Zygnematophyceae; Desmidiales; Closteriaceae. The record is from the annotation of a GenBank genome assembly.
UUGAUUGAACUCUUGAGAUUGAGUUAAGUUCUCCUCCUACAGCUUACCCCCUAGUGCGUCGAAAGCCAUAGCGUCGCGAAUACUUCAUCAAUCAACGUGAUUCAAAUUGGGAACGGUAGCUGAGAUAAGAGCUACAACAUAUCCAAGUUUCGCGACAUUCCAACGGCUAGUGUUUUGUCGACGUCGUUUCUUGUGAAGACGACUUUUCUGUCCAGAAUUUCGGAUUUAUAUUUUGAGUAAUUCUAGCUCCUAAGUUCACCUAGACUCCGUCCUUAAUCCUAACAAGUGCAAGAUCAAUGGACACCUGAGUGGCUAAGGCAGCAGAUUCUGCAGGAGGACUUCCGCAGACGCCAUGUGGGAGGCGGUGCUGCCACUAAGACUGCUGAGGGGUAUGGAGCUGCAGGGCGCAGCAGAGGAAGAGGGGGUUGGAGAGGCCGAGGCCGUGGGAGGAGCUUUGGCAGAGGUAGAGGCCGAGGUGACUAUAAUGAGGGGCAUGGGAGCUCUAGUGGCAGGGGGAGUACCAGAAUGGAGGGCACCUGCUGGUACUGCAAGAAGGUUGGGCAUCCUUGGUUCAAGUGCUUCAGCAGGCUGGAGGGAUGGGCACCUCCAGGCAUGAAGCCGCCCAGUGGUGAACGCGCACAAGG